UCACCGUGGCCCUCCAAGAUACAAGAAUGCUGUGGUCCGCGCCAUCUUCCUCUUCUUCUUCGUCCUCGUCGGUAUCUUCUUUUAGGGCUUGGGAAUCCCUCUCUUUCCCCUGCUCUAAACCCCAUUCAGCAUUUCCGAAGCCCAGUAUCAUCUUCUUGAACCCUAAUCCCGAACGCUUCUCCGUCUUAUCCUCCUCUUCUCCUCAUCCUCCUUCUCCGCUCGUUGCUAGCACUACUCUUCCUUCGUCGACCGCUCCGGUGUUGAAGAAGCGGAAGAGGUACCGCAAGCCCUACCCCGGGGAGAGCGAGGGCAUCGUUCAGGAGAUGAGGUUCGUCGCCAUGAGGCUUCGCAACGACGCUGGCAGCGGAGAAGAGAAAGAGGAGGAGCAGGCCGGCGGCGGUUGGGAGACAUGGCAGCCGAGCAUGGAAGGCUUCCUCAAGUAUUUGGUCGACAGCAAGCUGGUGUUCGAGACUAUCGAGCGUAUUGUGGACGAGUCCACCGAUGUCGCCCAUGUUUAUUUCAGAAAUACUGGUCUUGAGCGGGCUGCUAGUCUUUCAAAAGACUUAGAGUGGUUCAGUCAAAGAGAUAUUAUGAUUCCAAAACCAAGUGGACAGAGGAUAGGUAAAAAGGUUUGUGACAUGCUUUUGGAAGGAAGGGAACUUGAGUUCUACAAAUGGGACAGUGAUGUUCAUGAAUUGUUGAAAGGCACGAGGGAGAAUCUCAACAACCUAGGAGAACAUUGGACCCGAGAUGAAAAGAAUACCUGUCUAAGGGAAGCAGCUAAGUCAUUCCGGUAUUUGGGGCAAAUUGUGCGCUUGAUCAUUUUGUAACUUCCUUUUAUAUUCUAUUUUAUGCGGCUUAAAAUUUUCCAUACUAAGCAGUGCUGCUUUGAAAGAGGGAGAUCAGUGGUCUUAUUGAUUGUCUCAUUGUAAUUUGUAAUUUAUGUUGAUAUUGGAAAAUGAAGCUGUAUAAGGUUUCUUGCA
Molecule: messenger RNA, 983 nt
Organism: Musa acuminata AAA Group (dessert banana)
Lineage: Eukaryota; Viridiplantae; Streptophyta; Magnoliopsida; Zingiberales; Musaceae
Product: probable inactive heme oxygenase 2, chloroplastic
Exons: 5
Coding region: 27-830 (267 amino acids)
Biological process (GO): phytochromobilin biosynthetic process; heme oxidation
Molecular function (GO): heme oxygenase (decyclizing) activity
Source: RefSeq, a predicted model, not a curated record